UUCCAUUUCUUCCAACGAUUGCAGCUCAUCUCAUCCCGUGGGCACCGCCGUCGUCAGGCCCCUCACGAAAUCCUAUUUCCUCCAAAUUUCUUUCUCUUUGUUGUUUUUUUUGUUUUUCUUUAAAAGUUGAAAUCUUCCGUCGGUGGUUAUCACCAUCUUCCGGGAAACUGGAAUAAAAAAGGGUCUGAGUCGUUUCAGUUGUAAAGAGGGUGUUUGAGAAAAAUCUGAGUGAAAAUUUUGGAUGAAAUACUCGUCGGGGAAAGAGGGCUAAGGAUGUCGAACAUUCCAACGUCUCUUUCUGAAGUUUGCCUUACACUAUUUCGUCUGACCAUGUCCAUAGCCGAUCCAUGGCCCUUUGCCUAAACCCCAACUGAAUUCUUACAAAACCCAACUCUCUGUACUGAAAAAAACACAAACCACAAGCAUCCAAAAUAACACAACAGACCAUGAGGAAGAUAAGAGGUUUCAAGAUCGGGAAACGGUUAUGUCGGAUCUCCAGAUGGAUAAUCCGAAAGUCCAGGAGCGCAUCCGGGUACCGACGUUUGGGCUCACUGAAAACAGCGUGCACGUUAAACCCCAUUUCCAAGCUCAUCAGCUGGGGCCGCCGUUUGACAAGCGGAGCCAAAUUCAUCUGCACGGCAAACCCCGGGACGGGUUACGUGCGGGUGGGGGAGGAACCGGUCAAGGAAACCCAAGGGACUGUACCAAAAGGAUAUUUGGCAGUUUAUGUGGGACAAAAAGACGGAGAUUUUCACAGGGUGUUGGUUCCUGUGUUUUACUUUAAUCAUCCGUUGUUUGGUGAGCUAUUGAGGGAGGCUGAGGAGGAAUACGGAUUCAACCAACAGGGCGGCAUCACGAUCCCGUGCCGUUUUGCGGAGUUUGAGAAGGUCCAGACCCGGAUCGCCGCCGGGACGGGAGGAGGAAAGAAGAUGCCGUGGAAGCGCCACCACUCACUUCGUUAGUGCUAGGAAAAAGAUGAUGACGAAAAUAUUCUGAUUAAUGAUUGCGAAAAGUACCUUUUUAGGAAUUUUCUUUUUAAAUAAUAGGUGUAGCCUUUUCCUUUAAUGCUUUUUUACUUUAUAUAUUUUGUGAAUCUGUGUGGUUGUCGUUUUCAAAAAUAAAAA
This is a messenger RNA of Rubroshorea leprosula, 1124 nucleotides long. Lineage: Eukaryota; Viridiplantae; Streptophyta; Magnoliopsida; Malvales; Dipterocarpaceae. The record is from the annotation of a GenBank genome assembly.